CACAACUCACGUCUUUUCCGAUAGAUGUAGUGGCGAGUGUCGACGCGUGUUCUUUCGGCCGUUCGCUUUACGAUGGUGGACACAAAGGCUCAGACUCCAGAGAAAAAGGCUGCAGCUGCAGCUGCACCAGCUGCAGCUCCACCAGCUGCAGGCAAGGAAGGUGCGAAGAAAGAAGGUGCAAAGGCCAAAGGAAAGCCUGCCAGGGGAAAACCGAGGAAUUAUGACUUAGGCAAUGGUGUCUAUAGAUUCAGUCGUACUCGCAUGUACCACAAAAAGGCUAUCUACAAAUUCCUUAAGAAGAAAACUCCCAAAAAAGUUAAACCGAAGAAGCCAUUGACCAUCGAAAAGCAGAUCGGCGGUGACAAGAACGGAGAGAAGCGUAUCGUCCUUUUGAAGAAGAGACGCGCAAACUAUCCUACCGCUGAUCGCGUAACUGUGCAUCAUUCGAAGAAGUGUUUCCACGAACAUCGUCGUUACCUGAGACCUUCUCUAAGACCGGGAACAAUCUGCAUCCUGUUGGCUGGUCCUCAUAAGGGAAAGAGAGUAGUUCUUCUGAAACAACUGAAGAGCGGUUUGCUUUUGAUUACUGGGCCAUUCCUGAUCAAUGGAUGUCCUUUGAGGCGAGUCAGUCAAAAUUACGUAAUCGCCACCUCCACGAAAUUGAGUGUCUCUGGUAUCAAAUUGCCUGGACACCUCAAUGAUGACUACUUCAAGAGGAAACGCGAUAAGCGUGCCAAGAAGGAGGAAGGUGAUAUCUUCAGCAAAAAGAAGGAAGAAUACAAACCGAGCGAUCAGAGGAAGACUGAUCAGAAAUUAAUUGAUAAAAUGGUGAUCGAUGCUAUUAAGAAGCAUAAAGAUAAAAAGAUGCUGUUCACGUAUCUGUCGGCAAUGUUUGGACUACGAAGCAGUCAGUAUCCACACAGAAUGAAAUUUUAAUUCUUUGUCGUGCUUAUGAUUCGAAAUUUUCAAAGAAAUAAAUAUAAAACUAUAAA
Molecule: messenger RNA, 992 nt
Organism: Temnothorax curvispinosus
Lineage: Eukaryota; Metazoa; Arthropoda; Insecta; Hymenoptera; Formicidae
Gene: RpL6
Product: 60S ribosomal protein L6
Exons: 4
Coding region: 73-936 (287 amino acids)
Biological process (GO): cytoplasmic translation; ribosomal large subunit assembly
Cellular component (GO): ribosome; cytosolic large ribosomal subunit
Molecular function (GO): structural constituent of ribosome; RNA binding
Source: RefSeq, a predicted model, not a curated record